GCAUAGCAGUUGUUGAAUGUUUGCAGAACGAUUUUAGAUCUAGAUCUAGCUGUAAAAUUUCCUGCAGUUAUCUUUGAAACCAUAGAAAACACCACACAGCUUAGCCACCACCUCAAUCUCCACCUGUCUGAUGCCUACACGAAUUCAGGUCAAGGUUGUUACUAAACAGAUACAAUAUUUGGAAGAACAGAUACAAGUUCUGGAACCUGUCAUUAAUUUAAUGAAAAAUGUUGUUACAAAAAGUAAGGCGUGGCUAGAAGAAAAAACUGACCAAUCAUCUGUCAGCUACAUCGAGCUAUCACAAGAACUGGACACAGCAGCCACGGCCUUGUUGGAUGUGACGUCACAUAUUUCUGAAGGAGACAACAAGGAUGUCAACAAACCAACGCCAUCUUUAGCACAGCCUGACACACAGACAACAGCAACAUUUCUAAAAGUAGAAUCACAAAGACAAUUCAAAACACAAGGCAAACAUACAGCGGUUGAAGAACAUCCUGACCUAGAGCGAAGACUCGCCUAUAUUGAAACAACACUAUCUUCACUACAGGACACACAACACAAGUCUACAGAUGACAUAUCAGAAAUAAAACAAUGGAGAGACAACUUUGUAACAGAACAGAGUGACAUGGGGGUAAACAUUGAACAACUGACUGAAAAACAAAAGCAGAAUUUUAAAAACCUCAGAAAACAAAUUAGUGAACAAGAUAACAAAGUAAAGGAGCUGAACAAAGAAAUUGAAAGUUUAAAAGAAAAAGAAACCAAGUCAAACAAAACACUAGAGAAACUGUCGCUAGAUAUGAAAGGAUAUGAAAACAACGAACACAAAAUAAAUAAAGAUAUGCAAGAUUACGCAGACAAAACAAACUGUAUAACACAAGAAAUUAAAAGACAUUCGGAUCUGAUGGCUGCCCUACAAGAGGAGUGUGAUAAAAUCUUGUGUAAUACAUCAACUCAAUUAAAAAAGCAAAAUGUAUUGUACAAACUCCUACAACAAAGAUUGAUGCCCAUUGACAAACUGAUUCAAGUCUUUAACCAGAACUUGGAAACUAGGGAAGAAAGAACUACGAAGCUUGAAACUAUUGAAGCUACUAUUUCAGUUCUGUCCAAAGAUUUGAAUCUAUUAGAGGCACGUGCAUGUAACAGAUAUGCUUGUCAUGUAAAGCUUGCCUUUGAGACACCUGUCAGUGCUGGAUCAAUUAUUUCAACCUUUGAUGAAGUACGUGAAUACAACGGUCAACAUUUUAAUCAAACAACAGGAAAAUUUGUAUCACCACAUGAUGGUUUAUAUCUUGUCGGUGUCACUCUACAUGAGUGGGGAAAUAACCAGAUUGGAGUUCGUAUGUGGGUUGGAAACAGUUGUUGUACGUCUAUAGAAGUGAAGUCUGCAGAAACUAGCGCUGCUGGGUCAGUGGUUGCUGACAUGAAGAAAGGUCAAGAACUUUACUUUGAAGUGUAUCACGCAGAUCAAGGCGCAAAGUUAACCUGGCUAAGUAGUUUUACGAUCGUUAGUUUAUAGACAUACAACAGGAAACAUAAAAAAUUAUGUAAUAAAUAACUUUUGUAAUAAAUAUGUUAAUUAUUUGAA
This is a messenger RNA of Physella acuta, 1585 nucleotides long. Its product is annotated as repetitive organellar protein. Lineage: Eukaryota; Metazoa; Mollusca; Gastropoda; Physidae. Gene Ontology annotation, molecular function: protein binding. The record is from RefSeq and is a predicted model, not a curated record.